UACUAGGUCCUUUUACAGUUAAGCAGCUUGAAGCUAGCUUGUAAAAUAGAUGAAGCUCUUCUGAUUUGUUUUAUACCAUAAAUAGCAAUAAUGACAGAGGAAAUAAUUAGUAACAAAUAUGCGCUUAUUUCAAGCCGCUUAAUGUCUGCAAAUUUCCUCGGAUUAAUACGCUAUAGUGAUCGAUUCUGACAACAAAACAAGUUUUUAUGAAAAUGUCCUAGCCCUUUUUUUAGAAUAGCGUUUUAUUCUUAACAAUAAAAGUGAUUCAAUAGAUAAAAUAUAGGUUUCGUUGACACAAGACAGUGCUAAUUCAUAUAACAACAAUAUUCAGUGGUUCUGAUUAGUUACUUUUUCUGUUUUUGGUUGAUAUAUAGUUUACACAAAAGCUUUAAUUUUGGAUGUUAUGUGUUAAGUUGUUUAUGGAACUCAUUAAAAGAUGGAUGCUCUAUCUUCUGGUACUCUACAGUCGCCUUCGACGUUCUCAGAGUGCUCGAAAACUGGAAGCAGCAAAUCAGGAACAAGCGCCACUGAAAAGGAAAGGGAUAUAGAUCUAACGAAAGACAAUGUUUCAUCCCCCAUUGACCUGGAAUGUCAUAUCCAAGCUGAGCGUAUCACCAAAAUAUUGGACGAGGCUAUAUAUAAAACCAAAUUGGCACUCUGUCUACCAAACCUCGUCCAAGAGUACCGGACCCUCAGCUCUGUGCUGUCCAGACAGCAUAUGGAUGAUCUGGUCUUCAUCUUUGAACAAUACGACAAUCCCUUGUUCUCUACGAGUUUACUGAACAUGGCUGCAAUGGAAGAUAUGAAAGCGGGUGAUGUUUCAUUAAAAAAUCGCUUGAACCCGGAAUUAGGACAUCUAUUGUAUAUCAUGAAUAGUUAUCCAGCGCUGAAGCUUAAAGUAGAGGAAAUGAUACAGGAGAUGAAGGCAGACUAUGAAACAACACGGGAGAUCAAGAGUAAUAACUCGUUGGAAUACUUACUGACUUUUGAACACUUCCGCGACUUGAUGGUGACACAAAUGAAUAGAACUGCAGCGGAAGAGUUGGCUGACAAAAUUUCCACCAGGAAACUGGAAGCUUCCAAUGAAAAAUUACUCGGGAAAAUUAAAGAAUAUUCGACGUCACUGAAGGAGGAAGGCGACCGGUUUGAAGAAACAUUAGCUCUUAAAGCAGAUAUCAUCGCCAAAUUAGAGCACGAACUGACGCUGCUCAACCACGACGCUACUAUUAAACUAAAAAAGAAAAUCUUGGAUUCAGAUCGUCAAAUGGUGCUCGCUAGUAGAGCUCAUGCAGUCAAGAAUGAAAUGCUUAAAGAAGAAGAGUUAGAGGUUCGAGAGGGAUACGAAUCAUUGCUAAGAAUGCACCUGACGGAUGAGAAAAAUCAAAGAGCAAGAAGGUUCAAAGUGGAAACUCAGCUGCUGUCGUGGCUCCAAAAAUAUGAUUUGGAGAUGGGCGAUAAGCAAGUGGAACUAGAUGAGUUCACGGAGAAAUAUGAAGAUGAAGUGAAGAAAUGCGAAGACUUGGAGGCAAAACUAGCGGAGCAAGACAAAGACUAUAUUCCACUGAUGGCGGAACGCGAAGAAGAAUAUCAUCGGGAGAUGACGGAGAAAAUGACGAAGUUCUUGAUGGAACAUGCUGCGAGAGUUAUACAGAACGCGUGGAGAGAGGUGUUGGCCAAUCGUGCAGAGAAGAAACGGUUGAGAAAAUUGCAAAAGAAAAUGCAAACAGCUGCUGCCGCAGCAGAGAAGAAAGGUGGAGGAAAGAAAUAAAUUUAUUGCGUUUUGUAAAUUUUUAUUGUUUCUGACUUAACUUACAAUUUC
Molecule: messenger RNA, 1819 nt
Organism: Achroia grisella
Lineage: Eukaryota; Metazoa; Arthropoda; Insecta; Lepidoptera; Pyralidae
Product: dynein regulatory complex protein 10-like
Exons: 10
Coding region: 437-1768 (443 amino acids)
Molecular function (GO): protein binding
Source: RefSeq, a predicted model, not a curated record